AUGUUCUCAUUGGCGGAUUCUAACAGCUCAAAACAAGGCAGCAAACGCGAUCCUGCGGCGGUGCCCGCAGCAUGGGCGCAGCUGCAGCAGCUCCCCCCGUCCGACCGCCUGCACACGGCGGUGCUUCCCAAAAGCGGAAGCCUGCAGGGCGCGGGCGCGGCUACGGACGGCGGAAAGAAGGGGGCGGCGGCGGAGCUGGCGCAAGUGGAUCUGCGCGCGCUGAGCCACGCGCAGCGGGAGCGGCUGGUGGAGCGCGCGCUGGAGACGCUGGAUCAGGACAACGAGGCGUUCCUCACGAAGCUUAAAUCCCGCCUCGACCGCGUGGGGUUGAGCGUGCCGUCGGUGGAGGUGCGCUUCGAGGACGUGAACGUCGAGGCGGGCGUCUACGUCGGCACGCGCGCGCUGCCCACGCUCCUCAACUUCACGCGCAACUCGAUCGCCGCCGCGCUGCACUCACUGGGCGUGGAGCUGGAUGCGCGCCGCCCGUAUCCGAUCCUGCACGGGUGCUCGGGCGUGCUGCGGCCGGGCCGCAUGACGCUGCUGCUGGGGCCGCCAGGCGCUGGAAAGUCAACGCUCUUGCAGGCGCUCGCGGGCUGCCUUGACAAGUCGCUCAAGGUAUCGGGCAGCGUGACCUAUAACGGGCAUGCUCUUAACGAGUUUGUACCAGGGCGCACAGCAGUGUACGUGCCGCAGAACGACGAGCACAUCGGCGAGAUGACCGUCCGGGAGACCCUCGACUUCUCCGCGCGCCUGCAGGGUCCUGGCCUUCGGAAAGACCUAGUGGCGGAGCUGGAGAGGCGAGAGGCGGAGCAGGGCAUCAUGCCGGACCCAACCAUGGACGCCAUCAUGAAGGUAUGGCGCUGUGUGUUGGGUGGCAGGUAUCAGAUUCAGACGGGGUGGUUUGGCCCUUCCCUCUCCAUCUCCAUCUGUCCACACUGCCGUGCUCCCUUGCUACUGACUUUCCGUGCUACCUAUUCCCUCACCGCCCCCCACCACGUCGCUCCUCUCUCCCCCCUGCAGGCCAUGGCACUGGAGGGCAAUCCCACCAACGUCAUCACGGAUUAUGUGCUCAAGAUCCUUGGUCUGGACAUCUGUGCGGACACAGUGGUGGGAAACAACAUGCUGCGCGGCAUCUCAGGCGGGCAGAAGAAGCGGGUGACCACAGGGAUCUCCCUGGUGGGCGGCAAGCAGGUGCUGCUGAUGGACGAGAUCAGCACGGGGCUGGACUCCUCCACCACCUUCCUCAUCACGCGCUGCCUGCGCCACCUCACGCACCUCCACGCCGCCACCAUGCUCGUCGCCCUCCUGCAGCCCGCCCCCGAGACCUACGAGCUCUUUGACGACGUGCUGCUGCUCUCGGAGGGCCACGUCGUGUUCCACGGGCCCAGGGAGCACGUGCUGCCAUUCUUUAGCCGCCUCGGGUUUGAGUGCCCAGCCAGGAAAGGCGAGGCGGAUUUCCUGCAGGAGGUGACGUCGAUGAAGGACCAGGGGCAGUACUGGAAGGGGGGAGCGGCUGGUGCGGGUGGUGAUGCGGGCGGGAAAGGCCAGCCAUACCACUAUGUGCCGGUGACGGCAUUUGAGGCGGCGUUCAAGGAGACGCAGAUUGGCAAGGCCACUGCUGCCCACCUCUCGCGCUACGCCCUGCCCACCUCGGAGAUGUUCCGCGCAGUCUUCGCCCGCGAGUAUCUGCUCAUGCAGCGCAACUUCAUUCUCUACGCAGCGCAGACCAUCCAGAUCAUCCUCGUGGCCCUUGUCACCAUGACCGUCUUCUUCCGCACCACGCUCACCGUCUCCCUGCAAGACGGCAACUACUACCUCGGCGCCACGUUCUUCGGUGUGGUCAUGAUGCUCUUCAACGGAUUCACAGAGCUCCCGCUGGUCAACUUUCGCCUGCCCGUCUUCUACCGCCAGAGGGACGCGUUUCUGUACCCCGCGUGGGCGUGGGCGGUGCCUCUAGAGCUGCUCUCCAUGCCCUUCUCUGCGUGGGCGUCCAUUAUUUGGACCACCUUUACGUACUAUGGCAUUGGCUUCGCACCCGAACCGGGCAGGUUCUUCAUGCAGAUGUUUCUUUACUUCCUCAUUCACCAGGUCUCCAUCUCGCUUUUCCGCCUGAUUGGAGCUCUGGGCCGCAACAUGGUGGUGUCCGCCACCUUUGGCUCAUUCGCUGAUAUACUGCUUGUCUUGAUGGGCGGGUUCGUCAUCGCUAAAGCCGACAUCAGCAACGUGUGGAUCAGGGCAUACUGGUUCGCGCCUCUCAUGUACGGCCUGCAAGGACCCCUCAUCCCACUCUCCUGGCCCUCCCUCCAUUUCUGCUCUUUCCUCGCCCUCCCGAUCAACCCCCUCCCGAUCAACCCCCUCCCGAUCAACCCCCUCCCGAUCAACCUCCUCCCGAUCAACCCCCUCCCGAUCAACCCCCUCCCGAUCAACCUCCUCCCGAUCAACCCCCUCCCGAUCAACCCCCUCCCGAUCAACCCCCUCCCGAUCAACCCCCUCCCGAUCAACCCCCUCCCGAUCAACCCCCUCCCGAUCAACCCCCUCCCGAUCAACCCCCUCCCGAUCAACCCCCUCCCGAUCAACCCCCUCCCGAUCAACCCCCUCCCGAUCAACCCCCUCCCGAUCAACCCCCUCCCGAUCAACCCCCUCCCGAUCAACCCCCUCCCGAUCCUUUCUCCCCUCACAGCCGACAUCAGCAACGUGUGGAUCUGGGCGUCUUGGAUUUCGCCCCUCAUGUACGCGCAGAACGCCCUCGCUGUCAACGAGUUCCUCGCCCCCCGCUGGAACGUCCCUGAUAGGUUCUCUACUCAGCUCAAUAGUCAAGUUCUUGCUCGCAAAUGUUGGCAUGCACUGGUGUGCGUUUUCAACCGCCCCUCUCCCAACUCCCGGUCUCCCUGUCACCCCAUCUUCCCAUCUCCGCAUCUCCUCAAUUCCCCGUCACCCUGUCUCCCCAUCUCCCCGUCUACCAUGUACCCACCUCCACAUCUCACCGUCUGCGCAUCACCCCUCAUCUCCUCUCUCCCCUUCCUGUCUGUAUCUCUGCAGUCCGCAGCUCCCCUCUUCCCCCCCACGGCCACCAUGGGGCAGGUGUUUCUGGAGAGCCGUUCGAUGCCAACGGAUGGCAAGUGGGUCGGCAUUGGCGUGGCAGCGCUCAUCGGCUACAUCCUGCUCUUCAACCUUCUCACUGUUGUCGCGCUCGCUUACCUUGAUCCAUGGGACCGGCCACAGCCGGUGGUGUCGGAGGAGCAGCUAGAGUCGAAGCACACCGCUCGUACAGGCGAGGUGGUGGUGGCAACGGGCGGCAACAGAAAGCGGUCCACACGGCAGGACGCGGGCAGUGCUCUCGACCGCUACUGCACCAGCCACACAGGGAUCCGAGACGUGGAGUGGCAGGGCGAGUCAGCGGAGGGAAAGCACGGCAUGGUGCUGCCCUUCGAGCCGCACUCGCUGUCCUUCCACAACGUCAACUACUUCGUCGACAUGCCCGCCGAAAUGCGCGCCGAGGGCGCCCCCCCCGACGCGCGCCUGCAGCUGCUGCGCAACGUGUCGGGCGCCUUCCGCCCCAAAGUGCUCACAGCGCUGGUGGGCGUGUCGGGCGCGGGCAAGACGACGCUCAUGGACGUGCUGGCAGGCAGGAAGACCGGCGGGUACAUCGAGGGGGACGUGCGCGUGUCGGGGUUCCCCAAGGUGCACGAGACGUUUGCACGCGUGGCAGGAGAGGAGUUUGUGGAGGAGGUGAUGGAGCUCGUGGAGCUGGAUGGGCUCAGGGACGCCAUGGUGGGGCUGCCGGGGGUGAAUGGGCUCUCCACGGAGCAGAGGAAGCGCCUCACCAUCGCCGUCGAGCUCGUCGCCAACCCUUCGAUCAUCUUUCUGGAUGAGCCCACCAGCGGGCUGGACGCGCGGGCGGCGGCCAUUGUGAUGCGCACCGUGCGCAACACCGUCGACACGGGGCGCACCGUCGUGUGCACCAUCCACCAGCCGAGCAUCGACAUCUUUGAGGCCUUUGAUGAGCUGCUGCUCAUGAAGCGGGGCGGGGAGGUGAUCUACAUGGGCCCGCUAGGCACGGACUCAAAGAUAAUGAUCGACUACUUCCAGGCCAUCCCAGGCGUGCCGCCCAUCCCCGCCGGCUACAACCCCGCCACGUGGAUGCUCGACAUCUCCACGCCCGCCAUGGCCGACAAACUCAACGUUGACUUCGCCAAAAUCUUCCGCAAAUCAGAGCAAUUCCACCGCAAUGAAGAGUUGAUAGAGUCGCUCAAGACGCCCCCACCGGGCCAGCAGGACCUCGCCUUCGCCACUCAGUACACCAAGAGCUACGCCUCGCAAUUCACCGCUAAUCUGUGGAAGCGCGCGUACAUGUACUGGCGUGCGCCCGACUACAACGCGAUGCGAUACUUUUCCAGUGUUGUCAUGGCGCUGCUGAUCGGCGGGGUGUACUUUGGGCAGGGGCAGCAGCGCAGCACGCAGCAGCAGCUGCUGAACCUGAUGGGCGCCAUGUACACGGCGGCCAUCUUCAUGGGGUGGAACAACUCCGCCUCCAUCCAGCCCAUUGUGGCCGUCGAGCGCACCGUCUUUUACCGCGAGCGCGCUGCAGGGUUAUAUGGCGCCAUCCCGUACGCCCUGGCGCAGGGGGCGAUUGAGGUGCCAUACGUGUUGGUGCAGACGGUCAUCUACUCGCUCAUCACGUACGCCAUGAUCCAGUUUGAGUGGACGGCCGGCAAGUUCUGGUGGUACACGCUCUUCAUGUUCCUCACGCUCUUCUACUUCACAUGCUACGGCCUCAUGGCCAUCGCCAUCUCGCCCAACGACCACAUCUCCAGCGUCUUCUCUAGCUUCUGCGUCUCCUCUUGGAACCUUCUUUGCGGCUUCCUCAUUGCCCGGCCUCACAUCCCGGUGUGGUGGCGGUGGGCGUACUGGAUCGACCCCAUCUCAUGGACGCUCUACGGCCUCAAUGUCUCACAGCUGGGCGAUGUGACGACGACGCUGCAGGUGCCGGGGGUCUCACCGGACCCAACGGUGCAGGUGUAUCUGGAGGAGGUGUUUGGCUACCAGCACUCGUGGCUCGGCUAUGUCGUGCUUGUCAACAUCGGAUUCGUCAUCCUCUUUUUUACCGUCUUCGCCUUCUCAAUCAAGAAGCUUAACUUCCAAAGCCGCUGA
Messenger RNA from Closterium sp. Yama58-4, 5151 nucleotides. Lineage: Eukaryota; Viridiplantae; Streptophyta; Zygnematophyceae; Desmidiales; Closteriaceae. The record is from the annotation of a GenBank genome assembly.